AUGAGUCAAGAAUAUGAUGCUACUCAAGAUCCUUAUGACGAUGGGAACUAUGGUAUGGAAGAGGAUGAAGAGUUUGAAGAUGACGACAUAACACAAGAGGACAGCUGGGCUGUCAUUACGAGCUUUUUCGACCAGAAGGGUCUCGUCCGACAGCAACUCGACUCCUUUGACGAAUUUGUCCAAAAUACCAUGCAAGAGCUCGUCGAUGAAAACGCCGACCUCAUUCUGGAUCAAGCCGACCAACAUACAGGGCACGAUACAGACAUGACCCGUCGAUACGAAAUCCGUUUCGGACAAAUUUACCUGUCGCGUCCGACUGUUACUGAGGCCGAUGGCUCCGUUGUCCCCGUCUUCCCUCAAGAAGCCAGACUGCGCAACCUUACGUAUUCUGCGCCAUUGUACAUCGAGAUGAAGAAGAAGGUCAUGAUUGGUCGCGAGGAUCCUGAUGGCGUGCCCGGAGACAUAGCCUGGGAGGCAGAGCAUGAGGAGACGACAGACGACACAACGAAAGUCUGGAUUGGCAAGGUUCCCAUCAUGCUUCGGUCGACGUUCUGCAUCUUGCGUGGCCUUCAAGACCAGGACUUGUACGAUCUUAACGAAUGCCCUUAUGACUCUGGGGGUUACUUCAUUAUCAACGGCUCCGAGAAGGUGCUGAUUGCUCAAGAACGUAUGGCCACGAACCACGUCUACGUCUUUGCAAAGGCGCAGCCCUCACCCAUCAACUUCCUCGCUGAGAUUCGUAGUGCGGUGGAGAAGGGAGGAAAGACUAUCAGUCAAUUCCAAGUGAAGAUGUUCCAUAGGAAUCAGGAGCGCUCGCUUGGAAACGUCAUGAAGGCGACCAUUCCGUAUAUCAAGGUCGACAUACCAAUCUGGGUCGUUUUCCGUGCACUCGGCGUUAUCUCAGACCGUGACAUCCUGGAGCACAUUUGCUACGACAUGCAGGAUUCUCAGAUGUUGGAGCUGCUAAAACCCUGUAUCGACGAUGGUUUCGUCAUUCAAGACCGAGAGGUUGCAUUGGACUUCAUUGGCAAUCGUGGAACCACGACUGGUUUGUCGCGCGAGCGACGUAUCCGAUAUGCGCAAGAAAUCCUGCAGAAGGAGAUGCUGCCCCACAUUUCGAUGUCAGAGGGUUCAGAGUCGAAAAAGGCUUAUUUCUUCGGUUAUAUGAUUCAUCGUCUUCUGCUUGCCGCCCUGGAGAGACGAGAGUUGGACGACCGUGACCACUUCGGAAAGAAACGUCUCGAUUUGGCUGGUCCCUUGCUCGCGAACCUGUUCCGUAUGUUGUUCAGGAAGUUGACGAAGGAUGUAUAUCGCUAUCUCCAGAAGUGCGUCGAGACGCACAAGGAGUUCAAUCUCGCCCUCGCUGUCAAGCAUCAGACCAUCACAAAUGGUCUCAAGUAUUCUUUGGCUACCGGAAACUGGGGCGACCAAAAGAAGUCGAUGUCUUCCAAAGCUGGUGUGUCGCAGGUACUCAACAGAUACACGUAUGCUUCAACACUAUCGCAUUUGCGCCGUUGCAACACGCCUUUGGGACGAGAAGGUAAAAUUGCUAAGCCUCGUCAACUUCACAAUACCCAUUGGGGUAUGGUAUGCCCUGCGGAAACGCCGGAAGGUCAAGCUUGCGGUUUGGUCAAGAAUUUGGCCCUUAUGUCGUGUAUAUCCGUCGGAACGAUAUCCGCGCCUGUCAUUGAGUUCUUGGAGGAGUGGGGCUUGGAGUCUCUCGAGGAAAAUGCCCAUUCGUCGACGGCUUUCACCAAGGUUUUCGUAAAUGGUGUUUGGAUCGGCGUUCACCGUGAUGCUGCCAACCUCGUCAAGACCCUCAAGAAGCUGAGGAGAAAGGACGAUAUCAGCCCCGAAGUGUCAGUCGUGCGGGAUAUCCGAGAGAAGGAAUUGCGUGUGUACACGGAUGCUGGCCGUGUUUGUCGACCUUUGUUCAUCGUCGAAAACCAACGGCUCGCCAUCCAGAAGAGGCAUAUUAGAUGGCUCCGGAAUGGCGUCAACGACGAUGGAGAGGAGUUCAAAUGGGAGCACCUUGUCAAAGGUGGUGUCAUCGAACUCCUGGAUGCUGAGGAAGAGGAAACUGUCAUGAUCGCUAUGGAACCGUUAGACUUAGAGAACUCGCGGCUUCAGCAACAGGGUGUUGAUCCUUUCGAGAAGAAAGAUAUGGAUAACGAGGAGUAUGAUAUCUCUGCGCGACUCAAGGCGCCUACCCAUACCCACACUUGGACGCACUGCGAGAUUCAUCCCAGCAUGAUUCUUGGCAUCUGUGCCAGCAUCAUUCCUUUCCCAGAUCACAAUCAAUCUCCUCGUAACACAUACCAAUCUGCUAUGGGUAAACAAGCCAUGGGUAUCUACCUCACCAAUUUCUUGAUUCGCAUGGACACGAUGGCGAACAUCCUGUACUACCCCCAAAAGCCUCUGGCGACCACACGUUCCAUGGAAUACCUCAAGUUCCGAGAACUUCCUGCUGGCCAAAACGCUAUUGUCGCCAUUCUUUGUUACAGUGGCUACAACCAGGAAGAUUCCGUCAUCAUGAACCAAAGCUCUAUCGAUCGUGGUCUCUUCCGCAGUAUUUAUUAUCGCAGUUACAUGGACCUCGAGAAGAAGAGCGGAAUUCAGCAGCUCGAAGAAUUCGAGAAGCCAACGAGAGAAAACACCCUUCGACUCAAGCAUGGCACAUACGACAAGUUGGAGGAUGAUGGGCUCAUUGCUCCUGGAACUGGUGUUGCUGGCGAAGACAUCAUCAUCGGGAAGACGGCACCUAUCCCCCCUGAUAGUGAGGAACUUGGACAACGCACACGGACUCAUACACGUCGCGAUGUCUCUACUCCUCUGAAAAGUACUGAAAGCGGCAUCGUCGACCAAGUGCUUAUUACCACCAACUCCGAAGGCCAGAAGUUCGUGAAAGUACGUGUGCGGUCCACACGUGUUCCUCAAAUUGGAGACAAGUUUGCCUCGCGUCACGGUCAGAAGGGUACGAUUGGUAUCACGUAUCGGCAAGAGGACAUGCCUUUCACUGCAGAGGGCAUUGUUCCUGAUCUCAUUAUCAACCCUCACGCCAUUCCAUCUCGUAUGACCAUCGGACACUUGGUCGAGUGUCUUCUGUCGAAAGUUGCCACUCUCAUCGGAAAAGAAGGUGAUGCUACGCCUUUCACAGACCUGACUGUUCAGUCAGUCUCCAGCGUGCUGCAAGACAAAGGCUACCAAUCUCGUGGGCUCGAGGUCAUGUAUCAUGGGCAUACUGGGAAGAAGCUCCAGGCUCAAGUCUAUCUCGGCCCCACUUACUAUCAACGUCUGAAGCACAUGGUAGACGACAAGAUCCAUUCAAGAGCCAGAGGUCCUGUUCAGAUUCUUACUCGACAGCCUGUGGAGGGUAGAAGUCGUGAUGGUGGUCUGCGUUUCGGAGAGAUGGAACGCGAUUGUAUGAUUUCACAUGGCAUAGCAGGUUUCUUGAAGGAGCGGUUGUUCGAAGCGAGCGAUGCCUAUCGCCUCCACGUUUGCGAUAUUUGCGGACUUACGGCCAUUGCAAACCUGAAAAAACAAAGUUUCGAAUGCCGCGCCUGCAAAAACAAGACCGCUUGUUCACAACUCUACAUCCCAUAUGCUGCCAAAUUGCUGUUCCAGGUAACUGGCCCUUUUAAUACAUUCGGGCUGCUUCUAAAGCUGUUGUAG
Molecule: messenger RNA, 3672 nt
Organism: Cyclocybe aegerita
Lineage: Eukaryota; Fungi; Basidiomycota; Agaricomycetes; Agaricales; Hemipholiotaceae
Source: the annotation of a GenBank genome assembly